Messenger RNA from Benincasa hispida (wax gourd), 699 nucleotides. The record is from RefSeq and is a predicted model, not a curated record. Lineage: Eukaryota; Viridiplantae; Streptophyta; Magnoliopsida; Cucurbitales; Cucurbitaceae.
AUGUCGAGCUAUGUGAAAUUCCUCAAGGACAUACUUACUAACAAGAGGAAGAUCGGGGAGAAUGAAACGGUCGCAUUAACAUAUGAGUGCAGUGCACUGUUUCAAAACAACAUCCUCACCAAAAUGAAAGAUCCCGGGAGUUUCACAUUGCCCUACUCAAUAGGGGGAAAGAAGGUCAGAAAUGCGUUAUGUGAUUUGGGGGCGAGUAUAAACCUAAUGCCCUUGUCAAUCUUUAAAAAGUUAAAUAUUGGCAAUGCAAGACCAACCACAAUUACAUUGCAGUUGGCCAAUAGAUUAAUAACGCAUCCUGAAGGCAAAAUAGAGGAUGUACUUGUGCAAGUAGAUAAGUUCAUCUUCCCUGCUGACUUUAUCAUAUUAGUCUAUGAAGCUGAUGUUAAGGUGCCUAUCAUCUUGGGUCGCCGAUUUCUUGCAAUAAGGCGAGCACUGAUCGAUGUACAGAAAGGAGAACUCACCAUCAGGGUCGAUGAUCAGCAAGUUAAGUUCAACGUUCCCAAUGCAUUGAAAUACCCCAGUGAUAUGAAAAAUUGUCAAUAUGUUGAGGAAUUGCAGGAAGAACCUUGGCACGAGCCCUUAGAAGAGUUGGAGGAAGAAGAUUUUGGAAUCGGCGCAAUGUGGGAGGAGAAUUGUGCCGCAAGUCAAAUUGAGUCAGAUUUUGAAACAAUCAAGUUAUCUGAAUGA